UGAGGCAGAUCAUGGAAAGCAUGGGGCAGUAGCAGUUGCAAUGUAGGCUACUACGAAACCAAAACAAAGACAAAGAACUAAAAAAUGGACAUUCAGCUCGAAUGUUUUGUAGGACCAGUCACUAGUCUUACAGCAUGUGCAAACAAACUCAUAAUAGGAUGCGGCUCCGAGAUCACCAUUUUCAACUUGGCUUCUGAAAAAUAUGAAAACACUCAACAGAUAUUUGUAGGCUCUUCUGUUCAUGGUCUUAGAGCAGGCUUGUCAUAUGGAAAUGAGCAUAGUCUAUGUGUUUUUGGAGCUAAACAUGCUCGCAUAGUUACCCUUUCAAACUGUGAUAGUGAGGAUAAGAAAAGUGACAUCAAUCUUGUAUCUGAUGUCUUUCAUGCCGAGGACUGGAUAUGGGAUGCUAGGUGGCUAUGUGAUCAAGACAAGAGUGAAAGGGAGUCUGAUGAGUAUGGCACUGUUGCCUUAGCAUUGGCUCAUAAUACUGUCGUUCACUGGAACUGGAAGGAGAACAAGGUGUCAAGGACAAGGCACUGCACAGAGAAAUGUAUACUAUAUUGUGCUCACUUUAUUGGGGACUCCUGGAGUGAUUUGGUUCUGGCUGCUGGCACAGUCUUCAAUAAAAUAGUAUUGUGGCCUGUGGGGAAUUGUAAUUCUCAGGACCUCGAUGAGCCUGUGGAUAUUGUUCACACGCUCUCUGGCCACAAGGGAGUUAUUUUCUCUAUCUCCUUCCAUCCCAAACUGCGCAAAAUUUGCUCAGCGUCUGAUGAUCGCAGUAUUCGAUUGUGGAAGUUGACAUUUCAGUGCAAUGACUUUUCCGCAUUGAAGCCUUCUGAUUGGAACACUAUGGAGAGUACCCUCCUUCUGUGUCUAUUUGGCCACUCGGCUCGUGUCUGGGAUGUUGAGUUGAUGACCACCUGCUUUGCUAGUGUUGGAGAGGAUGCCACCUGCAAUGUGUGGGACUAUGAUGGAAACAUUAUCACCAAGUUCAAAGGACAUCAGGGUCGUAGUAUAUGGAGUUUGGCUGUCGGAGAAGAUGAGAAAAAUCUGUUUACUGGAGGAGGAGAUGGCAGUGUGCGCAUGUGGUCACUGGAGCAGGGAAGGGACAAGCAGAUGUCUCAAACAGUGUUGACACUACCCUCAUCAGCGGCACGUUGUCAUGGACAAGAAGACUUUCCAAGGAGUGUCACACUGUUGAACUACAACAUGGUACUGGUCAUGAUGAACUCUGGGUCUCUCUUGUGUUACCACAUAUCAGAGCAGCAGUUUUCCGAGCUAUUGUCUGGUGCAGACUUCCACUCGUACAGUGUGGUGAGCCCAUGCCCCGAUGGCAGGAGUCUUGCUGUGGGCAGUAUCAGUGGAAAGUUGUGUGUUAUCAAAGUACUAGAGUCUGGUGAGACUGUUAGUUGUGAAAAGACUGUGUUUUCUGGUAAGGUUCUGGGCAUAACAUGGAUAGAUGUGGAUUGUCUGGUGAUAUCGGGACCUCUGGGCUACUGUCACUUGCUGACAGUAGAGACUUCGUCCCCUGCAGAGACACAGGGCCAGCAGAUGUCCAUCCUGACCCAACGGGAACUGAGCUUGCCUCCUUCCAAACACCGAUGGGUCACUGCGGCCUGCAUGGUGCCACUGUCCGAUGGCCCAGCUCGUGGGGCUCCUGCAUUGAUGGUGUGUGGUGACAAAGAUGGCUCUGUUCACUCGUACACCCUCUCUCCAGAAAAUACUUCUGAUGCAGAUGGUUCCCAAACUACUCCACUGCUGCCACAUCAAACCUUUCAGAAAGUCCACAGUAAAGCCGGUGUGACCUACGUCUGUUACAGAGAUGGUCGGGUUCACACAGCAGGGAGAGACGGCUUCUACAGGCAGUGGGAGGUGAAGAACGGAGCACUCAGCCAACUGCAUGGAAAUAAGAUCUUGAAAGGCCUGGAAUGGAUUGAUAGAUUGGAAUGGCACAACGGAGACCUCUUGGUGUAUGGAUUUUUUUCAUCCCAGUUCACUGUUUGGAGCGUCACAUACAACCAGCAGAUCAUGUCGGUGCAGUGUGGCGGAGGUCACAGGUCAUGGGGGUGUUGUCACGAGAACGGAGUUCUCAGAUUUGUCUAUUUGAAGGCUGGAGCUGUGUACCUAGUGGACAGUGAGCGGCAGACAAAGCAGCGCAUCAUUCGGGCCCCUCUUCAUGGCAGAGAACUGAGUGGUGCGACAGUCAUUGGUUUUGUACACUGUCAGGAAGGCACCUGGGCCCCUCUAGUCUGUACAGCCAGUGAGGACACCAGCCUCAGUGUUGGAGUGAUGCGGCAUGACCAAGGACUGGUACAAUGGGAACCUCUUGCAUCAUUAAAAGGUCAUCUUUCCAGCGUGCGCUGUGUCACUGCUGUUCCAUGUGAAGGCAUCCACAAGUUACCACCACGGUCAGAUCUGGAGUGGGAUCAUGCCGACAAAGAGACUUCUUUUGUCCUAUUCAGUGGAGGAGGACGAGCUGAACUACGGGCCUGGAAGUUGCAAGUCAUGCCCCCAAUGUGUAGAAGAGGAGGUCACAGCUAUGGAGGUCGUGUAAAUGUCGAACGUGUAGUGUCAGAAGCUACAGAGGAAGCUGAUGUGAUGAAUGAAAUCCAAACUUCACGUUUGACAAAACAUGCUGUUUCUGUGACUGAGACGCCUAGCAGCAUCGACUGUGAUAAGCAUGGAGUCAGUCUGAGUUCUGUGAGCACUGGUUCAGCUGUUGAUCCCACACUAAGUGGAGCUGGCACAAGUACAAGCAGAUCUCAGCAGAUCUGUUCCUACAAACACUUAGCGACACAUUUCCUUGGUGAGUGCAGGCACAAGCAACGGUCCUCUUCUUGGAAAACUCGGAAACUGAGGCUGGACCCGGAGACUCGAGUGAUGAGUGUUGCCGCCACAACAGUCUCCCAGCUAGAGCCAGGGAGUCAGCGUGAUGACACAGCCAGUGGUGGACAUGUCUCUGGACUGUACCUGGUGUCUCUGGCAGGCUCAGAUGGUGUUCUGAGGGUUCUUUUGUUUGAUGAAGCAACACAGAAUUUCUCAGCUGUUGUUCAAAGCUCAUUCCACAAAGGCUGUGUUCUUAAAGUGACCCACCACCUACAGCACACUUCUGACUCACAGCCUACCCUCCUGCUGCUGUCUGCCUCCACAAAUGGCCAAAUCGUUGUAUGGAAGUUGGGACAGGAGGUUAUUCAGAAAUGCACAAAUGACAGAAGCUUGAACCACAGAGGGAAAGUAAAGACAAAUAAAAACCCUGACAACCACUGCGAAAGAGGACAACAGAACCAGUCCAAGGCAGGUUCAUGUGAGGCUGGGACUGAUGAAGAAGAAGGAGAUGUUUCAGAUGACUAUACAGACUUCACAAGGCAGGGCGAGGAUGACAAAGAGGAUAAACAUAAAGACUGGCAGCCGCUUGCAUCAUUGCCAGCCCAUCAGUCAGGUGUGAACAGCCUGCACAGCUUACAAGUCUCAGAUUCACAGUUCCUGGUGGCAUCAGGAGGGGAUGAUAAUGCGGUGACUGUUCAGCUGUGCCAAUUGUCAGGUGUCCAGGUCAAUCUUCUGUGCAAGGUCACUCAGCACCGUGCGCAUGCAGCACAGGUCACAGCUGGAGCUGGUACAGUGCAAAUAUUCGAAUCUGUCUGAUGUCUCUUUCAUGGAUAUCUGUCAGUUCAGUGGCUCUGUGCAUGUCCUGUGUGGAGGUGAAGGCCUUACUCUACAUACACUGAUUGAUGGAACUGAAGCCAUCACUGGCCAGAAUGCAUCAUAGAAGCCUGUCCCAUGCUAUCUGUGCACAAUAAAUUAUUUACAUUAUACUCCUGAGUGUUUUUUGGGGUAGUCUGUAAAUGUUACUGUUACUUCACUUUUUAAAUGAUCUAUUCAGUGUUUGUUGUUAAGAGUUUCAAUGUGCAGUGGUUGCCAUUCUGCUUUUAGAGAGAUCUACUUUGCCUAGACUUGGUACAAGGAUAUGCUUGGACAGGAUAACGGUUGUAUGAUAUCAGUAAAGAUAGAGAGUUUAUCAAAGGCAGCCAGCCCAGCUUUGGUAGGCUUACUUUUCCUCUACUAUUUCAUCUGUGAAGGUGUCAUCCGUGAGUACAGGGUUCUCACAGAACUGUAACAUUUCUACUUAGUCUGAGAAGACCACGUUACCUGUACUUGGAUCACAGAUUUUAAGAAGUAAGAAAGAACCAUUUCCUGCAUGAAAAGAGGAAACCAUGGUACAUUGUCACAAAAGGCAAAUGCAGUACCCCAGACCAGAGCUUGCCAACCUGGGCGGCAUCAUCCACUAGUGGGCAAUUUGAUUAUUUUGGUGGGCUGUGGGGAUCAACAAGGUAGUUACAGAGUGUUGUAUAUUGUUGGUGGGCGGUUGGAAAAUUUUAGCCCCCCUUAACUCUAUCCGUGCGUUGUAUUUUACUAUCGUAUCCAUACGACGUGGGGAACUCUGUGCCACCAACCACUUUCAAAGAGGAAAUUUACUUGUUAAUCCGAUCCGUACGCUUUGCAUAGCAAUAGCAGUUGGUCAAAAUGAUUUUAUGAGAAAUUAAGUUUCAAGGAGAUCUUCGUUCUAGAAGUAUUCUAAAAUGUGAAGAAUACAACCCCUGGGGUACAAAAUUACCCCAGGGCGUACGGAUAGGGUUAAACAAAAAGGGGCACUGGCUAUAAAAAGGAUGACAAGUUCUGCUUUAGACUCGAGAGCCCCAUCCCUUUAAUGGACAUAACAGCUGCACCCUUGAGUCUUUUGUCAUUUCUAAAACUAAAAUCUUAGUAAAGUAUGUAUCAACAUAAUAACAACAAAUCCAGCCAGAUCGAGUUUUGCUUAAAAGUUUAUUGGCAUAAAAUAAAUGGAGCUGUGAUUAACAUAAUCCACUUAGACAUUCAGAGGGAAAGAAUAAGUUGAUACAGUAGUAUAAAAAAACUUGUAAAAUUAUACAACAUACCUCAGCUUGAACUGAAUUAUGGAUAGCAUCACAGAGUUAGCAAUAUGCAGUGUACAGUGAAUCCCUCUUUUAUGAACAGAAGAGAGUGAUGAAUGAUCAGAUAAAAGUAAGAGAUCUCUAUAGUUGAGAAGUAUAUAUGGAUAAAAUUGCAGAUGGCGAUCAGGAGGUGAUAGAGUAAUACUUGUGGUUUUUGGAAACAUGAGACUACCUCUUUUGGCAUUUGUAAAAGUAAAAGCUUCCAGUUUCAUGAAAAUAUUUACCUAGAAGGUCAAAGUGUUCUGAUUCUUUCAGCCCCUUAGUGAGUUCUCUACACGAUGUAUUAAGUACUGUAUUAUAGGUAUUGGAAAGUAUUUAUAUUGAGGCAACUCAUCAUCCUCAUUGCCUUUCUCACCCUGAAUCAGAAUAUUGGCCACGAACAAACACUUUCCACCUUUCCCUACCCUGAGCUAGCCGCUUGAUGUUAUUCCAUGUCUUCCCACUUUUCUGUACAUCAAUUUUGGGACUCUUCUCCAGGUUCCAUGUGGUCAUCCCCUUGAUCUUUUACCUUGAGGCAACAAGUGCUGUAUAAAUUUAGCAUCACCUGACUUUAGUUAUCAUGUAUCACCAUAAAAGCGUCUUCAGGCCUCUUUACAAAACAUUUCAAACAAUAGAGGUCAUCAUAUGCUUCUUUCAUAUAUCUGGAGAAAAACUAAGUGCUUAUAUCGUGGACAUUUCAAAUUAGACAAAAAUUCAUUAGAAUUAGAAGCAUGAAACUAAGUCUUUCUUUACUGAAUUUUAAUAUGCCAUUGAGCACCAAAAGAUAAGCUUAUUGUAAAAAAAAAUUGCAGCUACGAACGUGAGAAAUUGUACACUUUUUGACUUGAAAAAUGACUUCAUGCACUGGAAAUAAAUUUUGCCUGCUUUCUGUAGGCACAUAUAUAUAUUAUAGUAUAGCCGUUCUAUUGACAGGUACAAAAGUACAAAACUUGGAAUUGAAGAAAAGUUCCUAGCAUGAACUGAAAUUAGAAAAUGGUAAGAUAAUGCAUUCCGCUUCAAUUAUGACUUAGAGUGAAUGAAAUGUUAGAUGCCAUGAAGUAAGAAUACUAGACCAAGUAGAUGGGCCCCCAAAACGAUUUCACCUUCAAUGAUACAAAAUAUAUCAUGAGUGUGCAUGAAUAUUGAGUGAGCAGGACAACAACACAACUAUUGUCAUUUAAUGCGGGAAAGCAAGAUAGAUCCAACAAAGAGAAAGAAAAGAAGUAGGACCUUCCAGUCUCAUCCUCCAAGGUAUGUGUGUUUGUUGAAAAGUACAACGUGGUUAGUUGGCGGGCACACUGGUGUGAUUUGCUCCUUCUUUCCUAUCGCACAUCGAUUCUCUUUAUCUUUUCUUUUUUUUUUGUGAGUUGCUCUCCAGUAACAUCUCUAAUCUUAAACACUUACACUAUCUAUUUGUAUUGGAAGUGCCGUAAAACUCUCAAUAAAACUAAAUGCACAUGAAGGAAAAAAGAACAAAAGCACCAUACCAAAACCUCAAAGCAAAAAGUAGCUGAGGCAGAAGAAAUCUAUAUAAACAUCAAAAGCAUCUGGAUAAAUACACCAUCCAAUAAAGGUCUCCAAGUAUAUAUUCAUAACAUCUGAAGUCUCUGGUUCAUCAUAUUUUUUAUAUAAAUCAUAAGUCAAGUAAUGAUACUUAAAGGAGUUAAUUACCUUGAGAUUGUCUCAAGACAAAUCAGUCCAGACAUAAUUUUGCAAUAAAGCAAAACUAAAUGAAGAAGGCCUAAAAAUAACGAAGGUGUCACAAGAAGGAAAUUUUCUGGUCUUCCUCACUCAACCUAGGUGGAAAUGGGUACAUUGUAGCACCUGGCUGUAGACAGUGAAAGAUGUUGUCAGUUUGUUAGUGUUUUAGAGCGUAAAAUCCGUAGCUUGCACUGUAACUGUAACUGUAAGCUUCCCGGGAAGCCGAGAGUGUUUUAGAGUCGGCUGGGGGUAAUAAUAGUUGUAAAGUGCAUAGACCAAGCUGCUGAGAGUGGAUAUACGCUAUAAAUGCAAUCAUUAAUAGAAUGUCCAAUUUAUAUUGCCAAAUUAUAUUUUUUUUAAAGAAAACAAAACAAGCAAAAGUCCAGCAAAAUCCAAAACAUCAGGAAAAAACAAAAACAAAGAAAAAGCAAUCAUAAUACUAAUACACGUUCACACAAAACUUUUUUUUCCACACCACAAAAAUCAAAUAUCACACAAGCAGCAUUGACAUUCAAAAUAUAUACUUUUUUUUUUCAAAAUAAAAAAAAAACAUGCUCAUUUUUUUUUUCAAGGGAGAUAUUUAUAGUCAUCAAUAUCAUCAGUAUGAUGCAGCUGCAAAGACAGUUUGGUCCUCUUGUGCUAUAUCACUUGUGCCUCAGCAUUAAAAAAUUAAUGAGAAGAAUCUUUCACCUAUUUACAUGUAAUAGUGAUAGGGUAAUUUAAAAUAUUGUAAAGCAUCGCCACCAUCAAUAAGAGAGAGAACAUUGAUUCAGACAAUCUUUCCCCUUAAAGCAGAUUAGAACUUCGGAGCAAUCUUAAACACUUAAUUCCAAAGUCCUAUGACUCUCAAUUUAUUGCUCCAAAGUAGAAAGAGCACCUCUUGGGAAAAUUGAAAGGAGGAAAAGAUUCCUAUUUAGUAUAGAACCUGUGCUUUGUAUGGAGGCAGCAUAACUGCUAAUACUGAUAUGUGACUUUUUAAAGUGAUGAAACUCUGUGGUGAACUUCUCAAUACCAUCCCUGAGUACUCUCUUUCUUUAACAAUAAUAUAUCGACUGCUUCGUGUAAGACUCUGCCAUAUGCUAUUUUGAAAAGUGAAGUACGAUGAAGUCUUAUUCUGAGCAGUCUAUAUUGUACAUGCGUUGCCUAAAAUACCCAA
Molecule: messenger RNA, 7806 nt
Organism: Aplysia californica (California sea hare)
Lineage: Eukaryota; Metazoa; Mollusca; Gastropoda; Aplysiida; Aplysiidae
Product: WD repeat-containing protein 6
Exons: 23
Coding region: 85-3642 (1185 amino acids)
Biological process (GO): tRNA methylation
Cellular component (GO): cytoplasm
Molecular function (GO): protein binding
Source: RefSeq, a predicted model, not a curated record